AUGAAGCGAAAUUACGUGUUAGUGCUGUUGUUGUUGGUGCUAGGAGUGGUGCCGAAACUGUGCGAAGGAAAACACGCUUUGGUGUGCCGAGUGAGCGAUCCGUCCGUGCUGAACGGGUGCGAUAUACGUCAGAACUGUUGGCUUGAAGUGUAUCCAGUGGAGACGGCUCAGAGUUUGUUUGGCGUGUUUCAUACGUCUGGCACUCAUAAUAAGCUGUUCGCACUCUACGGUGGACCGAACUCGUGUGGGUAUUUCGGGAAUCUAAUCAAUACCUGCAAGGGAAGACAAACGCUGGUGGAAACGGUGAAGAUACAACUGCAGAAAAGUAGUUUUCGUGGAGUGGAAUUGCAGUGCGAUCCGGUGCAGUCCCAGCUGAAUCAGCAAGACUACUCAGACUUCAUUACCUUGCUGCGGAAGGAAAUUGGAGGAGGAUAUAUUAUUUCAGUUUUCAUACAGAGUGUCAACAUCGAAACAUGCGUGGUAAAUGUGCUGAACAACGUGGUCGAUUUGGUCAGUGUGCCGUUCGACGGUUGUGAAAUGCAAGUUUCCGUAGUUCAAAAUCUGAUUGCGCAUGGUUUGAAUCGACAGAAGAUCCUACUGGAUGUUCCACUUCCUGCUGUAGUGAAAUGUCCGUUGGACAGUGGACCGAAAAAUUUGUUUUCAUUGGUUGAACAAGUGGUCAAUGGGAUCCGCAGCCAGGAUUUACUGGGUGCCACACUGCAGGUUGACCGGGACGACACGGCGGGGGUCUGUGCCAAAGGUCGAUUCCCGUUAUUCAAGCAUUUGAAUAUUCUGUUGAAGUCGUGUGGAGCUAGCGUAGUGCACCCAGCUGUCAGCACGACCGGUGGAAGUGGUUCGUGCAACUUCAAAGGCUACGUUCGCGACACAAGGGAUUGUUCCAGCUUCUACUCCUGCAAUAAUGGAGUGCAACAUCAGUUUCAAUGUCCUCAAGGGUUGGCUUUCGAUACGUGCAGCAGUACUUGUAAACCGGUCCUGCAAGUAAAAUGCGACGAUAACUCGUGUACAUUAACUGGGGCUGUGAAUGGCGGUUGCAAUCACGUCCCUUUCCCCAUUCCAUAUCCAUUCCCUUUUCCGUGGGGGCAAUACAAUAAUGGAAGCAAUCAUAGUGAACCGUGCCUUAAUAUUACCACUAUACAGUACAUAAAUAAUCAGACAUCAGAAUUCAUAAAAUUGUUGGAAAGAACGAAUAUUGAUGGCAUAAUUGGUGUCGUGAACGAAUUGACAGGACCAUUGCAAGAUGUGUUGGGAAAAAUUUUAGGUGGACUCGAAAUUCUUUUGAAAAAGCUGUUAUUUGCUGAAACUGCAAUUGGUGGCACCAUGGGACAAAUGGACGAAAUGAAUCGUAAAAUGAAUCUUCUAGAGGAGCUCUUAAUAAGAUUGUUGCAAAUAUUUAAAGAUGUACUAGGUAUAAAUCCGGGAGUACUGACGGGACUUCUGGGAGGUGGAGAUACAGGAGCAAUUUCCGGACUAACGGGAGGGGGAACAGGUGGUGUAGGUGACUCAACUGCCGUAGCUGGUGCCGUAGCUGGUGCCGUAUCUGGUGCCGUUGGUGCAGGAGCUGGUGCAGGAGCUACCUCAGCCGUUGGUGCAGGGCCUGGUGCAGGGUCUGGUGCAGUAGCUGGUGCAGUAGCUGGUGCAGGAGCUACCUCAGGCGUUGGUGCAGGAGCUACCUCACUCAUUGGUUGA
This is a messenger RNA of Ochlerotatus camptorhynchus, 1707 nucleotides long. RefSeq lists its product as uncharacterized. The record is from RefSeq and is a predicted model, not a curated record. The transcript is spliced from 4 exons. Lineage: Eukaryota; Metazoa; Arthropoda; Insecta; Diptera; Culicidae. Bases 1 to 1707 code for a protein of 568 amino acids. Gene Ontology annotation, molecular function: chitin binding. Gene Ontology annotation, cellular component: extracellular region.